GCGGACACGAUGUUGGGGGAUCGGCGGCAUUACUACUGGGACUGUGUCGUGGCUUGUGGCCUGCGUGAGUCCAUGGGCAUGGCGAUGGGGGCACAUCCGGAGGACUCGCUGGGCGUGUGUGCGCGCUCUUACUUGUGGCUGGUGCCAGCUGGCAGUGGUGCGAUGCCUGCGUCAGCUCCGUGGCGUGUGCUGUGGGAGUGUGAGAAUGUGAGGCGGGCGCAGACGUCUCUGCUAACUGCACUCGACUCAUGCAUCGGGCUCAUUGCGCGCUGGCAGAUACAUUAGUGCGGGCGACGCCUGAGGCGUCGGCCCGCGGAACGUACCUUCAUACACUUACCAGACUAGAAGGAUCGACCACCAUCCUGCUCUCUUUCUAGGCUAGGAGUGGAAGGGGCGCAGCCGGGGGCCGUUGUAACACACAUUGACACUGCAAAGCGGGCCUGCCUCUCUUUCCCCUGGCGUUCCGGUAGCUACACUCCAACAGCCAUUCGCCCUAGUUUGGCAUGUUCAGCCGAGCUGGCCAGCACACAGUUCUCGCGCGGCGUUUUGUGAGUUCUGUGAGAUAUCUGGAGCGGAGUGGCGGGCCCCCACCGGCCGUGCGCGUUUGCCAGCGUGUGCAUAGCCAGGUGCCACUCGCGCGAGAUUGACUUUCCGCGGGCCCAGGGAUUGCUACGGUCACCGCUCGUGGAGCUCCAUCGCCAGCGACAUCUUCUUCACCAUCACCUCGCCGCGGUCCCUGAUGAUUACAAUAUCGCGAGCAGCUGGUGUGGAUGGCUUUUAUGAGUAGGGCUGAGUGUCCUGACCAGUCACAUGACACCGGGCUGACUUGUUUAUGUGAGCGUUCCAUAGUUCAAUCAGCAUACAAGACAUUCAUUGCUGCAUACUCUUCGGCCUAACGCAACUCGCUGGCAGUCGUCAACUCUCUCGCCGGGCACAAACUCAUUCCUGUGUUAUUCUGCUGUCAGCUUCGCAUCAGGUCAUCGCUGUAUGUGGUCUUGUAUCUCGAGGACGCUUUUGGACUACUGCGAGUGUGAGCAUGGCGAGCAGCGAGGUUCGUGUAUCUCGCAUGUGCAUGUCGAUGGCGGGCGCUGGAGUGGGGAGUAGUGUACUGGAUUCGUGCAGGGGGGGCUCAGUCAGUUGCUUUGUUGUGUGUGUGGCGAUGUGCGUGUGUGCCGUCUGUGCACUGGUGUGGCAUCUUCCGUGGCAAUUACCGCCUGGGUUCAGGGAGUGGUGCCUUUGUGACUCGUGGCUGUUGCAAGGGCUUCAGUGAGGGUUUCGGACGGUUUGCCCUCACGCACUUGUGCAGCGUGGCGCUGAUGCGUUGUUGCGAGGUGACUGGCAUGGCAUACAGGCCACUGGGCCAACACUUCAACCAUGCCGUGGCCUGCAGCCCCGGACAUGAUUGUGGGGGGGGGGGACUUCCCACCCCGGUGGCAGCGCUUUACCAGAACUGGGUUGGGGCCCGUCAUGCCUGGCUGCGUUGUCUGCUAUGGACCUUGGGCGGCAACGGAUUAUGGUGGCCGGGCAAGGGUUGCCCGCCGCGGCCGCGCUUCUGUCUGGCCGUGUGUGGGCUAUCGGACUGGAGGUUGUGGCUGACUUCUGGGGCGGUUGCAGGCGUUAGCUAGUUUGGGCGCGCGCCCUGGUGGCUGGGACACUGUCCCCUAUGGGCACGUGUUCCUGUCUCGGGGGGCCGACGACCGCACUGUUGUCGUGUUGCCGUAUGACGCUGAUUCUCACCCCCCGUCUCCUUGAUGGGUGUUGGGCGUAUUGGACAGCGCGGCACGUCGUGAGCGCGGUGCCCGUGGCUACUGGCCGUGUGUGCUGGCCCGGCGGUGUGCUGCCGUGACUGUAAGUGCGCGUAGGUAUUGGUGUAGCGAUGCCUUAUGAGCCGCGUAUCUUGUGAUGCUGUGUCUGGUGUGGCUCUGGCGGGCGUUUGCUUAGCUUCGACACGCUUACGCAGAUGUAAGUUGGGUCGGCAGCCGAGCAGGGGCGCGGUUCCCUUUCUUGUCCACUCAUCACUUUGCAGUUACCGGUACUACCCUGAUCGAAACAAUGAAAGCGGAUCCUGAACGCUCUCGUCAAGCUCUAUCCAUUUUGGGGCUGGGGUACAACAAGGGGUGUCAGCUUUGUACAGCUGGAAAAUGGGCUGAGCCCCAUGUAGCGCAAGGGAUGUGACGAUGGGCACCGGCGACAUGAACAGC
Molecule: messenger RNA, 2201 nt
Organism: Chlamydomonas reinhardtii
Lineage: Eukaryota; Viridiplantae; Chlorophyta; Chlorophyceae; Chlamydomonadales; Chlamydomonadaceae
Exons: 2
Coding region: 73-285 (70 amino acids)
Source: RefSeq, a predicted model, not a curated record